Ictalurus furcatus (blue catfish) is the source of this 3556-nucleotide messenger RNA. RefSeq names its product fumarylacetoacetate hydrolase (fumarylacetoacetase) (gene fah). Gene Ontology annotation, biological process: homogentisate catabolic process; L-phenylalanine catabolic process; L-tyrosine catabolic process. Bases 1535 to 2875 code for a protein of 446 amino acids. Gene Ontology annotation, molecular function: fumarylacetoacetase activity. NCBI's taxonomy places the organism in Eukaryota, Metazoa, Chordata, Actinopteri, Siluriformes, Ictaluridae. The transcript has 14 exons. The record is from RefSeq and is a predicted model, not a curated record.
AAAUCUAUAGAUUUAUACAAUUGUAUUAUAUUUUAAUUUCCAUGACUAACAGGGCUAUGGUGAGACUACUUGAGGGGCGGGUCUUUUCUCAAGUCUUUAAACAAAGAUUGCAUGUUAAACAAGCAAGGAUAUUUUUCUUUAAAUAAAGAGUAUAAACACGAGUGGCAGCUUUAGUUUCACGUUAACGGCUUAAAGCAUGUGACGGACGUUAUAUCAGCUGGCUUUGCCCUCUAAAUUUUGUUCAAUGACUAAGAGUUUAUAAUCAAUAAUAUAGAAAGUGGCGUGAGUGUGUAAGCAUGUGUAUAUGUAUACUGAGUUGCUUUUGCAGAUGUACAGUUCGAGACUGUAGCACAUCUGUCAUGCACAAUUUAUCGGUUCGUUGAUGGUAAAGGAGCAUCUCAGGACCACAAUUGAUCAGAUACGAUUGAUGGUGGAUCAUUCUGAGCACAAUACAGACCCUGGUGUGGUAGCAUUUUAAAGUCAUACUGGUAUGACUGUAUCAGAUCAGCUCCGUUGUCGGGGGUUUUGAAUGCUGUGUACACUGGCCUUGUCAGUCCAGCUUACAGAGAGACUGAAGCUAAUCUUCUGUGUAUUAACAGUUUUAUACCCAUCAUCAUGACCACACUUUCACUGUUGGUUGGUUGUCUGUUCUCAAUCCAGCAGGAAUAUUGAAUGACGUUGCUGCACCUGAUACACUCUUAUCAUAACUCGCAUAUACGAACACAGAUCUGAUCAGUUGUGGUCCUGUGGUGGUGUGUUUCCUCUGCUGGACGAGGUAGAGGGAGGCUGUAUGCAUGUGCGUAGUAACAGAUUGGGUACAGUCUGACCUAUAUGAUAGAUAAAAUAGCAGCCUAUUGGGUGUGAGUGUGUGAUUUUUGUUAUUAUGGAGCUGGAGAUGUUAAUCUUUAUUUGCUUUAUUAGUGACUGAUUGUUUUCCCUUAAAGACUAUAACUAAUUCAUUUUUUAUUCAAAAUUAGUGUAAUGUGACCACAGAUGAUGAUGAUGAUGAUGAUGAUGCGUGUUUAUUUUAUUUUUACUUUCUUCAGCUUUGAUCUGAAUAAAGCCAAAAAAAAAAAGUUUGGGGCUCAUUUGUGCUGAGUCAUUUGCAAUCUGUUUUAAAUUAGAGGCUGAAUCCCAAACUGCUCACUAGUGUGUGUACAUGCUGCGUUACACAAGAGUGCAGAAGCCAUUCUUUCAUACCCUAUGGAGUGCACAAGUGUAGGACGUCGGGAGUCGUUUGGUUUCAGCCAAUCAAUGAGCGCAGCUGGAGUAGGGAGGAUGCACGAGGGAGUCUGUGAUUGGCUCGGCACCUUCAUUGCGCUCUGGGUUGCCAGUUUAGUAAAUUUUAUACAUGUCAAUUAUUGUUAUGCACACUAAGAUGGGAAAAUAUGUGGUCUGGUGUGUAUAGAUAUUUGUUUAUUCUAGGUUUAUUUCAUGCUUGAAGCUGAAUUGUGUACGGGUUUUCAACUGGGGUUGGUCUGAAAAAUUGUUAAAAUCCGACCUGGCAACUUUGUUUGAGGAGGAUGGACCUCAUAUGGCUGCUGGCAACAUCUGGAAAGCUUUAUUCACACUGCUGCUUACUUUGAAAAGUGCUCGCGAGCUGAACUGCAAAUCUGAAAUGUCUUUUAUAAAAGUAGAUGAAAACUCUGACUUCUCUUUCCACAACCUUCCCUAUGGAGUUUUCUCCACUCCGGCCAAUGCUCGGCGGAGGAUCGGAGUGGCCAUCGGGGAUCAGAUCGUGGACCUGAGUGCCAUUAAACACCUCUUGACCGGGCCGGAAGUCUCCCAGCACCGGCACGUGUUUGAUCAGCCUACUCUGAACGCGUUCAUGGCUCUGGGUUCGAGCGCGUGGAGAGAGACUCGCGCGCUCCUACAGACACUGCUGCGCGCGGACGAGCCGACACUGAGGGACAAUCACGAGCUCAGGGGCAGAGCUUUUGUUGAUCAGAGCGCUGCAGUGAUGCAUCUCCCAGCUGAGAUCGGCGAUUACACUGACUUCUACUCAUCCAGAGACCAUGCCACUAAUGUUGGGAUCAUGUUCCGGGGCAAAGACAACGCACUGAUGCCAAACUGGCUGAGGCUUCCGGUUGGCUAUCACGGCCGCGCUUCAUCUGUGGUCAUCUCAGGAACUCCAAUCAGAAGACCUCAAGGCCAGAUGAGGCCAGACCCAGUCAAGCCUCCUGUGUUUGGGCCAUCAAAGCAGCUGGACAUUGAGCUGGAAAUGGCUUUCUUUGUGGGUCCUGGGAACAGGCUUGGAGAACCGAUUCCCAUAGAGAAAGCACAUGAACAUAUCUUCGGUAUGGUGCUGAUGAACGACUGGAGCGCAAGGGAUAUCCAGGCAUGGGAGUAUGUGCCGUUAGGUCCGUUUCUUGGGAAAAAUUUUGGGACCACCAUCUCACCCUGGGUCGUUCCCAUGGAGGCUCUGAUGCCUUUUGUGGAGCCUAACACAGUGCAGGACCCAGAGCCACUACCAUACCUUCGCCACCAGGACCCAUACACAUUCAACAUCAACCUCUUUGCGUCCAUUAAAGGUGAAGGCAUGAAAGAGGCAACCACCAUCUGCAAGUCUAACUUUAAGUACAUGUACUGGACCAUGAAACAGCAGUUAGCACAUCACACAGUGAAUGGCUGUAACAGCAGACCAGGAGACCUGCUAGCAUCAGGGACCAUCAGUGGACCGGAUCCGGAAAGUUUUGGCUCACUGUUGGAGCUUUCAUGGAGAGGGUCAAAGAUCAUUGAGCUGGCUGGAGGAGAGACUAGGACGUUCCUUAAGGAUGGAGACGAAGUCACCCUCACAGGUUACUGUGAGGGUCAGGGAUACCGUGUUGGUUUCGGAUCAUGCCAGGGGAAGAUCAUUCCUGCCUUACAGAAGUGAUGUUCCCCAUUCUUCACCCUCCAUCUAUCCAUCCCUCCCAAAACCAGCUGGAUUCUUCACGCACCAAAUAAUGCCUUAUCAGUCAUGUUUAAUCAUUCAUGACCUUUUCAGUGACAGCUAAUGGAGUACACGGCGAACUGUUUUUAUUAGCUCAUUGGAGUUUCACUUAGCCAGUGCUUUUCUCUGGGCAGAAAUGAUUAUGAUUGAUUAUUUGUGACAGCCAGGGAAAUUGAAUGGAGAUUGGGUUAAGACUUUUAAGAUAUUGAGGUUUUGUUUAAUAAUACGUGUCCUGAAUCAUCCCACUGGCUUUUUUUUUUAUAAUCCAAAAAUGUAAGCAUUAUAGGAUAUGAAUGUUUGAUGUAUAGCUUUUUAAAAUGAUGCAUGUUAAUUAUACAGGGUGUCCCAAAUAUCUCCAUACAUAGAGGACUAUAUUUGCCAGCACCACGUUUGUUGUGCCUUGGUGGAGGUCCACUUCUCGGUUGGUCCACAACACUUCCAGUCUUUUUGAAUUUGUUAAUAAGGUUGGAAACAGUGUCGUGCUUGCCAUGUUUCCCGUUAAAGUCCAUCCAGCUUCCAGAUUCAGUCAUGAGAAUAAUUUCAAUAUGUUCUUUUGUCAAAGGCAUUAUUAAAGACUAUAUGUAUUUAUAUAUGAGAAAGGGAGCGUGAAAGGGAGAUGGAUAG